Molecule: messenger RNA, 615 nt
Organism: Daktulosphaira vitifoliae (grape phylloxera)
Lineage: Eukaryota; Metazoa; Arthropoda; Insecta; Hemiptera; Phylloxeridae
Product: jerky protein homolog-like
Exons: 1
Coding region: 1-615 (204 amino acids)
Cellular component (GO): nucleus
Molecular function (GO): DNA binding
Source: RefSeq, a predicted model, not a curated record
AUGUCGUCACAAGCCCAGAAGCGAAAGCACAAAACACUGACAAUUAAAAAAAAAUGUGAUAUUUUAGACCGUUUAAAUCGUAAUGAAUCUUUUAGUAGUUUAGCAAGUGAAUAUGGCGUAGGCCGAUCUACAAUUUAUGAUAUUAAAAAAAAUCAUGAGAAGAUUAAAAACUUCGUAUCAACUACUGACUGUGGGCCAGGCAAGAGACAGAUACUCAAGAAAGCUGAACAUCCAGAAGUGGAAGAAGCUUUGGACAUGUGGUUUCUUCAGGAAAGAAAUAGGCAUGCUCCAAUUUCGGGACCCAUGUUGGCCAUGAAAGCUAAGUUUUUUUAUAAGGAAAUUAUAAAAAAAGAUGAUUUUGUGGCUAGCAAGGGAUGGUUAGAACAUUUUAAAAGUCGUCAUGGCAUACGUUUAAUGACUAUAACAGGAGAGAAACUUUCUAAUGAUGCUACCUGCAUAGAGCCAUUUAAAUUAAGAUUUUUGCAAAAGGUGAAAGAUUUAAAUCUUAACCCAUCACAAGUGUACAAUGCAGACGAAUCAGGACUUUUUUGGCGUGUGAUACCAAACAAAACUUUAGUUUCCUUUAACGAAAAAUCCGUACCUGGGCUAAAGUAA